AUGGAUUUAGAUAGUAGAGCCUAUUCUAAGCUUAGUUCACUUAGUCAUGAUAAUACAAACUUUGAAAAAUAUCAAAGAAUAUUAGAAGCAUUAAGGCUUUUAGGUAGUCAAUAUGAUCAUGAAACACCAGAAAUUAUAUGUGACUCCUUAGUUUUCACACCUGCAAAUAGUCUUUUUGAGGAUCGCUAUAGAGAUAACCACUUGAAGAGAUGUAUUUCUGGAAAUACUAUUUCGAAUGAACAUGCAAGAAGAAAUGAAAUUCUCAAAUCUAUUGAUACAAAGGAAUUUCAGAUCUGGCAAUAUAAACAAUACAUAUUACAAGAAGAGGCUAAAAUUAAUCGUCUCUCUUACCUUUCAGCCAAAGCAACUAUAGCAGAAAAUACUAUACCAAGUACUCCAAAAUUUGAGCCAGCUUGUAUUUCUGUUACCUCUGCUGGUAACCAAGAAAUGAUUCCACCAACUUCUUAUCAGUCAUCAAAUUGCAAAAGUGAUACAGGCGAAAUAUUUAUCUAGUCUCGGUAUGCAAAACAGCCAAAAGGUACUGUGUUGAGAUUGAAGAAUGAAACACUAAUCACAAUUGUCUAACUGACUUGACUGAUUCUGAGAAAUAUUCUACAUUAUAGACUA
Messenger RNA from Rhizophagus irregularis DAOM 181602=DAOM 197198, 627 nucleotides. The record is from RefSeq and is a predicted model, not a curated record. Lineage: Eukaryota; Fungi; Glomeromycota; Glomeromycetes; Glomerales; Glomeraceae.